GAUGGGGGCGGGACGGGGCGUGGCUUGGGGCUCCUGGUCAGCGUGAUGGCGGCGGUGGCGGCUGCGAAACCGACCUCUCGGCGCGUGGGCUUCGUGGGCGCGGGCCGCAUGGCGGAGGCCAUCGCGCAGGGCCUCAUCCGAGCAGGGAAAGUGGAAGCCCAGCACGUGCUGGCCAGUGCACCAACGGACCGGAACCUCUGUCACUUCCGGGCUCUGGGCUGCCAGACCACCCAUUCCAACCAGGAGGUGCUUCAGAGCUGCUCCCUCGUCUUCUUUGCCACCAAGCCCCACGUCUUGCCCGCCGUCCUGGCAGAGGUGGCCCCUGUGGUCACCGCUGAGCACGUCCUGGUGUCUGUGGCUGCCGGGGUUCCUCUCAGCUCCCUGGAGGAGCUGCUUCCUCCGCACACGCGGGUGCUGCGGGUCUCCCCCAACCUGCCCUGCGUGGUCCAGGAGGGGGCCAUGGUGCUGGCCCGGGGCCGCCACGCGGGGAGCAGCGAGGUCGAGCUCCUGCGGACUCUGCUGGAGGCCUGCGGGCAGUGCGAGGAGGUGCCUGAGGCCCAAGUGGACGUCCACACGGGCCUCAGUGGCAGUGGAGUGGCCUUCGUGUGCGUGUUCUCUGAGGCCCUGGCUGAAGGCGCCAUCAAGAUGGGCAUGCCCAGUGGCCUGGCUCACCGCAUCGCCGCCCAGACCCUGCUGGGGACAGCCAAGAUGCUGCUGCAGCAGGGGCAGCACCCGGCCCAGCUGCGGACGGACGUGUGCACGCCGGGCGGCACCACCAUUCAUGGGCUUCACGCCCUGGAGCAGGGCGGGCUGCGGGCAGCCACCAUGAGCGCCGUGGAAGCCGCCACCUGCCGGGCCAAGGAGCUCAGCAGGAAGUAGGGUCCCAGAGCAGCCCUGCCCCCAUUCCCUCUCCCAGCCCCUCCCUGAGGACUGGUCUCUGACCCCUGGGGCCUCACGGCUGUGCCCUGCUUCCCACACGGGGAAUGCGAGGGGCAGGACCGGAGGGACCCUGAGCGUCCAUCACCUGGCCACCACCCAGGGGCCGUGGGCUCCGAGGCUGAGCACUGGUGGUGCUGGUCAGGGGCCCGUGGCCUGCCGCUUGGCAGAGCAGGAGCAGAGCCCCAGGCACAGGAGAGCUCGGGGGGUGGGGACGUAGGAUCUGCACGAGACCUGCUCCCCUAGUGAACCAGUCUGUCCUGUUAGUGGGGUGGCCUGGGGCCUUGAGGGGGCCUUGUGGGGGGAGGGCAGCGUCAGGGUUGGAAGGAUGGGCCUUGGCCAGUGGGGACCACACACUGGCUUCAGCUGGCAUGGCCCCGCCCGAGACCCCAGGCUCCUGGCAAGGGGCAGGUGUCGCUGGCUCUGGUGAGCCUUCUCCGUCAAGUCCUGAGGUCCCAGGCCUCUGACGGCAGGUCCUGGCCCUCCCCAUGUCCCUGAACAGACUGUCCCGCUGGGCACUGGGGCGAGGCGAGGCUGUGGGGCCUUCGGUGGGGGUGGCCUGCGGCUCUGCCCCCAAGGCUCACUGAGGCCUCCCGCCCGCCAAGGCCCCAGAGGCUGGUGCUCCCCUGGCUUCCACCCACCAGCGAGGCCUCAGGGAGGUCACCAGGAGGGCGCUGGGGCCCUACGCGCAGCCUCCCGCCAUCCAGGCAGCCCCAGGCGGUCCCUCCUCCCAGGCCUCCUCCACCGUUCCUGCCUCUGGUCGGAGGGUCUGCCAGAGUCCAUUAUCAGAGGAGGGCUCUCUCUACUGUGAAGUGGGAAUAAAGUCGCUGAAGUGGGAA
Messenger RNA from Myotis lucifugus (little brown bat), 1775 nucleotides. It is a transcript of the gene PYCR3, whose product is annotated as pyrroline-5-carboxylate reductase 3. Bases 46 to 879 code for a protein of 277 amino acids. The transcript is spliced from 6 exons. Gene Ontology annotation, molecular function: pyrroline-5-carboxylate reductase activity. Gene Ontology annotation, biological process: L-proline biosynthetic process. The record is from RefSeq and is a predicted model, not a curated record. Lineage: Eukaryota; Metazoa; Chordata; Mammalia; Chiroptera; Vespertilionidae.